Molecule: messenger RNA, 1614 nt
Organism: Salvia miltiorrhiza (redroot sage)
Lineage: Eukaryota; Viridiplantae; Streptophyta; Magnoliopsida; Lamiales; Lamiaceae
Exons: 4
Coding region: 376-1446 (356 amino acids)
Molecular function (GO): nucleic acid binding
Source: RefSeq, a predicted model, not a curated record
AAUAUUCCCAACGAAUGGCAUUGGCUACUCUGCUUAUACCCCACUCACUGUCCUUUUUUGGACUUUUCAUUCUACUCCAUCCAAAAAGGAAAAAAUAUACUGCUAAAAUCUAAAAUUAUAAACGCAAGAAAAAUAUCAGAGAAUAAUGAUAAAAAAUUAAAUAAAAAUACAUAUAAAUCCAAAUCCUAAUUCUGCUCAAUCACUCUCUUCGACUGUGGAGGGAUAAUCCCAAGGAAAAUUCGAGAAAGGGGCUUCCCUUUUCUCAAUUUCCCUCCCCUUCGCAAGGAGUCACCACAUAUAUGAUAUAUCUAUAUUAUCUGUAUCUGUAGCUGUAGAUUGUGCUUGAUUUUGUAUUGUUUCUGUUUUCUACGGGAUAUGGAUUCGACGCAGCAAGCCGUUUUGGAGCAGAAGGCGGAGGGGAAUCAGCCGCCGCCGUACGUAUCCAUGGUGGAUCCUUUUCUCGUCGAGGCGCUUCAGAAUCCUCGCCAUCGUCUGACUAUUCUGCGGAUGGAACUCGAUGUACAGAAGUUCUUGCAGAAUAAUGAUGUACUGCAGUUCGAGUUUCAGCACUUCCCAACUUCAUACCUUCGUCUUGCCGCCCACCGUGUUGCUCAACACUAUGGUUUGCAAACCAUGGUUCAGGACAAUGUUGCGGAUGGUCAAGGAGUCAGGAUUUUGGUUAUGAAGAAGCCAGAGUCUAAGUUUCCUGCGGUCUGCUUGUCAGAUGUUCCGGCUAAAGAGUCAGAAAAUAAUAAACUUGAUCAGAUGAAGAUUGUCAUUAGACCCAGGCCUAAAGCUUCCUCUAAUGACCUCAAUGAAUUUGGCCAUAAACGCAAUCCAGUAAGAACCGUGGAAGAGAGGAAGGAAGAGUACGACAGAGCAAGAGCUCGUAUUUUCAGCAGUCCUAGUAAUUCUGGAUCAGAAGAGGCAUUGCCUUGGGCUGCUUCAGAUGGGACGAACAUUACUGUUGAUGACAAUGAGGUUUCAAGAGACUUGGGUAUGGAUUGGGAAAAAAGGCACUGCAGCAUGGAAGGUGGCAAUUCUUCAAGAGUAGCAAUUUUUAGAGACAGGGAGAAGGACCGUACUGAUCCUGAUUAUGAUCGCAGUUAUGACAGAUAUGUUAAGAGCAUCCCAAAGGCUCAGAGUUUCAGGAUGGCACCUGUUAGUUUUCAAAAUUUUCAGCCUCCAUUUGUCCAGUACGACUCUGUCUUCCCACAGCUGGGUCAGAUGCCUCCUCCUCAAGCUUCCCUCAACUACAGGACCCCAGUGAUUAGCCCGUAUUGUGCCAUGGGGUCAAAUCAGAAUUCUAGGGACGCAUUAUAUAUGCCAUUGCCAAUGCAGACCAUGAUGUAUGCUCAGUCAUAUGAUCAAAUACGGCAUGCCUCUUUUCAGGCCCCCUUCUGUCAGCAGCCUCUAAGUUUUGAUUACUCCCAGCACCAUCGGUAACAGUUGAAACUUGGAGAUUUCAUGUAUUCUCUAGUGUGUCCUAUUUUAGGUUUGUUAGUUUUAUUUAAGAUGCAUAAAAUUUGAUCGUAUUCUAUUUUGAUUGUUAAAGUGGUGACGAACCUAAUUAUGGACUUGCUAUUUGUUAAUUGUUAUAGGGAGAUUUUUACA